Molecule: messenger RNA, 3927 nt
Organism: Anopheles nili
Lineage: Eukaryota; Metazoa; Arthropoda; Insecta; Diptera; Culicidae
Exons: 5
Coding region: 1-3204 (1067 amino acids)
Source: RefSeq, a predicted model, not a curated record
AUGCAUACACUAACAUCAGACCCGUCAGCAGAAGAUUGCAGCAGCAGCAACUUUCAGGAACCCACCCGACGCCCGCGACCCGUACCUCCACCGGUCCCGUCAUCGCCGCCGUCGUCGUCGCUCGCUGCUUCAUCACACCUAACACCCCACAACCAGCCGCAUUCGCGACGUCAGCAGUCGAACGUGGUACUUCCCGUGGUGCGGAAAACGCAUCAACACUUGCGCACCACCGGAUCUACGGCUCACGCGAAGCUGCAACGUCGUGGCCCAGGACCAUCAGCAACAGUAGGCAGUGCGUCGGUAUCCACUGGUUCCCAAGGCGAUGACAACGCGGACCCAUCCAAGACAGCACCGUUAGUGUCGAUUCCGGCAUCCGGUGAUUGCAGCAAAGUGCCAGAAAAUGGUAACGUGGCAGAAGGCGUCGGUGAACAGCAAGCAAGUGAUAACAGACAGUUGAGUAGUGUUUCGGACGAAAAGACUCGCCGGUACAACCGCAUUACGAUGAUCAUCAUAUAUGGGCGCGAGGCGCUUUGCAUACUGGCGCUAAUCCUCACCACGUAUGCCACGAUCCAAAACAGCCCUCCCAAGGUGUCGAAGGCUCCACCACCGGUGCCGUUCUUUUCGGAGGACUCACUUGUGUACGAUUGGCCCACGGGUGCGCUGGGAGCGACGCAGACACGUGUUUCCGUGUCAGAACUGUCCUUCGUGCUGUAUUACGCGCCUUGGUGUGCGGAAAGCCGGUUUGCGCGUCAUGCGUACGAUCAGGUUGCCGGACUGUUUUUCCGUGAGGCACACUUUGCUGCCAUCAACUGCUGGCAGCCAGGCGGCGAGUGUCGCCAACGGUACACGAAGGUGCAAUCCUGGCCCGUCCUGAUGGCGUACCAACCGAGUGGAUUGGCCGUGCAGUACCACCAAACAUGGACCACGGCUGCACUUUCCCGAUUUGUGCAAUCAUUAAUGCUACCGUUACAUCGCUUCUCCAGUCCGGGCGAUCUGAUGGAUCACAUGACGGGCAAGGACGCCGUAGUUGUCGCAUUUCUAGACGUAAUGCAUGAGAGCAAACUUUAUCAGCGGUACUAUCAGGCAUCACUGAAAUGGCUCGAAAAGGACCCAUUCCAGGAGGUAUCGUUUGGCAUCGUUACCGGCCAGUCUUCCAAUAUGUUUGGCGUUGAAACGGUUCCAUCCAUUAGGCUGUACCUUUGGAAUGAAACUAUUGAAUACGUGGGUAACACCUCGUGGUCGCCGCACGAACUGAUCUCGUGGAUCUAUAAGCAGCUGCACGUGGUUUCAAUGUGGAUUGCGCCACCGGGCAAUGUGAAAUCGAAAACCAUCGAUCCGUUCUUUCAGCAGGGCCCGGUGUUGAUGCUUUUCACGCCCCGACCACUGUACGACGAUGGAUCGGACGCGUAUAUGAUGCUGCGGCAGCUCAGCAUGCAGUACUACAACUGUCCCGGUGAUGCGUGGAUACUGGAAAUGGCCCGAGAGUACAUCGCCGAACAGCGGCUUGUGAAUGCCGCACAGUACGUUGAGAAGCGGAAACGGUGUGUCCAGAUAUUGGGAGGUCAUUCUUCGCAGGAGGAGGAUGAUUCGACUGAAGGACGCCGAUACGGUCGUCACGGGUGCAAGGAUGACUUCAAGUCGACCGUGUCGGUGUCAUUUGUGAAUGUGCUCAAUUCCUCUAAAUUCGUCGACGGUAAACCGGUCGGUGGAAAGCCUUCCUCAGAGGAGUACUGUGACAUUGCUCCGGCUAUGGGUUGUGGUAAGCGAGAAUGUGGCACUAUCGGACCAGGCGUUCGACGCUCCUCGCACCUAAUGUGGCAAUCGGAAGCGUGUGUUUCGUCGCAAAGUGACAACGGUCCUGAAGCUAGUUACGAACCUGCCCGCCCAAAGACAUCGAUGUUGGACUGGGAAUAUGAUUACCGAGGGCCGAAAAUGCUCACAAAGAUUUUCCAACAUCGGCAGUGUGAGCUGAUGUUGCUGGCGGAGGCGCAAAAGACGAAUGUAUUCUUCAUCGAGCCUCCGCGCCAGGACCCACCAGCAUUAGACUAUUACGCGAUGAUCGGUGGGGUGUCCUGCAAGCAUAAUAAAACGCUUACCUUCCUUAGUAUGGACAGCAACACGUAUCACGCGUUUAGCGAGCGGCUCGGAGUGGACGUGCUGAACGAACCAAACCGCACGGUAGCCUUUAUCAUCGAUCACGCGGACGAGUCUGCGUACGUUUUACGCGAUAAUAUUAAUUUACACACGUUGGCCAAAUUCGUACAUGAUUACUAUAACCGCUCGUUGCAACGAUACCUGCGAUCCGGAGACAUCCCGUACGAGCACACACACUCGUUCGAUGCGGAAGAGUUAAAACGACAGGAUCAGAAGAACCUCGUGAAGCACCGUGAACUCGUAGAAGCGGCCGAGGCAAAGGCAAAAGCGGAGGAAUUGAAGAAACGUAAACAGCAAACUGCAACCGCCACCAGUGACCUGCCCAAAACAGUCUCCCCCGUGCCGGAACAAGCUAGCGUCCAAGAAAAGCCAACUCCUGUUCGUGCUCCUCGUGUGUACCACGCAGUGAAGGAGAUUUAUUCCUCCAAUUUUGAGCGUACGGUGCUCGAAUCAAAUCGCACCGUGGUGGUCAGUUUCUACUCGGCCCAGUGUGCCUUCUGCUAUUUGCUGUCGCACCAUAUGCUCACCGUAUCACACAUGUUGCGCCAUCAGCCGGGACUGUGGUUCGUUCGCAUUGACGGUGAGCUCAACGAUCUCCCUUGGCAGUACACGAUGGACGUGUUUCCAUCGUUGAUCAUUUUCCCGAACGGACGGAAAUCGGAGAGUCGCAUCUUCCCGCAGACGUCCAAGAUUAAUGUACCCAACUUGAUAUGGUUCAUUUUGUCGAAUCUAAGCCCAGCAGAGCGGUUACAUGCUAACUUUUUGCUGUGCUCCGAUGUGAACGCGGCAUCACGGGACAAUUGUUUGCUGAUGUUGAAGCGUGAACUGAGCAGCAGCAUCCAGCUGAGUUUGCUCGAGUGGCGUCAGCAAAAAUCGGACACGUACGAACGCCGCGACCGAAUUGUGCGGCGCCUGCAGCUACUAAAGCAAUCGUAUCUGGACACACUGCGCUGUCUUAGUCAUUCCUGUGAUCUUACUGAACUGGUGAAUGCCAGGAAACGCAUCCUGGAGUUGUGGAUGGGAUCGCACCGUCACCGGGUAGGGCUGUGAUCGACGGGUUCUGCUGUGAGGCAACCACACACGGGAUAUCACUGGCUUGGUGCGGUAGCGUUCACUAUGCGGCGAGAAUAAGGCUGAUCGAGAAGUCGUUUCGCCUUCAUCGUUCGUUGUUAAUUCCAUUCAGUUUCAGUUCAUUCUAACGCAUGCAAACGCUCGCAGCACUACGGAUAUAAAAGGGUCAGAAUAGACAUCUCCUUUAUCCUAAUUAUAUUACCCCCAUCCCUACGGUUUCUUUCCAUAUACAGUCAAUAUUUACCUGUUACCUGAGCUAUUAGUCUUUACGAAACUGCGUUUGGGAACGUUUUCUCCACUACUAACACAAUUUGCCCUGGAUCCUAUCCACUAAAUUAUUCGCUUGCGCAGUAUGAAGGUCGAUGUUUCCCUUCAAAUUUCGCAUGUUGCGCGUUCCUUCUUACUUUUUGCCUUUUCAUCGGAAAACUUCCGCAAUUGAAAAUGAUAUUAUAAUGGGCGUGUAGGCUAGGAGGGAAUUUGACGCGUGACGAUACAUUUCUUCGUCGCGUGCAUUACACUGUAUAUAGUGCUGAUAUAAACAAUGAAAUCGUCGUAGAAUGUGCACCUUCACGAUACGGCCACGGUUGGCCGACUAACUGAUGCAAAUGUGUAGACGAAAUUAAGCUAACAAAACCGGAUACCAGGUAUCCAAAACGAUAGCCGAAUAAAGAACCAAGCGGUCUUAUGAAAAGUAAGAAUCAU